Messenger RNA from Hemibagrus wyckioides, 2304 nucleotides. It is a transcript of the gene chchd3a, whose product is annotated as coiled-coil-helix-coiled-coil-helix domain containing 3a. Gene Ontology annotation, cellular component: mitochondrion; MICOS complex. The record is from RefSeq and is a predicted model, not a curated record. Bases 128 to 919 code for a protein of 263 amino acids. Gene Ontology annotation, biological process: inner mitochondrial membrane organization. The transcript has 8 exons. NCBI's taxonomy places the organism in Eukaryota, Metazoa, Chordata, Actinopteri, Siluriformes, Bagridae.
AGGAAAGCGUGCGCCCCCCCCCCCAAAAUGAAAGUUCAGACUGAGUGAAUAGCCACAGUUCUGCGUUGUCUCGUUACUAAGGCGUCUACGCAGUAACUGUGUGUGUGUGUAAGUGUUAGGGUCAGAAAUGGGAGGCAGUAACAGCACGCGCCGCGUGUCUUUCGAGAGCGAUGAGAACGAUAACGUGACGGUGGUGAAGGGCGUCAGGCUCUCGGAGAAUGUCAUCAAUCGCAUGCGAGAGCCCUCGAAACCACCCUUCAGAUCUUCUCCUCCACCCGAACCCGAGGCUCCGGCGGCACCGUCCAAGCCGACUCCUCCUCCUUUCUCAGUGGAUGAGUCAGAGCUGAGACGGAAGAUAACUGAAGAAGUGCAGAAAGGUCUGGAAGAAGAAAGGAGCAAGACACAAUACGAGCUCCAUCAAUGGCUGGAGAAGGAGCGUGCCCGGGUGAAAGCUCAGGCCCACUCAGACGCCCAGGCCCACGUUCAGGGCGAGGUGAGCAGGAUCCUGGCCUCGGAGAGAGCGGCCGCUCUGGACAGCGUGCAGAAAGCCGCGCUCAGAGAGAGGGUCACCGCCGAGGAGGAGCGAAUCCGCACCAAGCUCUUAGCGAAGCAGCUGGAGGAAAGAGAUCAGCAGCUGAGGAAGCAGGACGCCUUCUACAGGGAACAACUGAACAAACUGGAGGAACGGAGCACCCAGUUUUACAAGGUCACCAAUGAGAACUAUCACAAAGCGGCGGAUGAGGUGAACGCUAAAUUUAGGCGCUACGAAAUUAGUCCCGUGUGUGCCGAACUGCAGGAUCAGAUCCUGAAGUGCUACAGAGAGAACGCUGGGAAAACACUCCUCUGCUCCAAUAUCGCCUCUCUCUACAUGCAGUGUGUCGACAGCGCGAAACAGAACAAGUUGCGGACCGGAGGCUAGCCGUCUGAGUCGGAGGAGCAGCCGUGAUUGUGGAGUCAUCUCAGCUUUAAAAAAGAAGUGAAAGAUUGUCAAGAAAGAGCAGAGAGCAUAGAGCAACGUACAGAUACACACCUGACUCUGAGGAACAGUAUGGAAAAUCUGCAGCUACUGGGGAGAUGGGAAACACUCGGCCUUCUUCUCCUUCUUCUCUCUAUCUUUCUGUCUCUCUUUCUAAUUGUCUUCAUUCUUAACAGAGAAGGACAGUGUGAGGGGUAUGAGACCCAGCAGCAGCGUAGAAGAAGAUGUGUAUUAGAACGUGCCAAACGCCAAAAAACCGAGUGAGUGCCUCAGGGGAAUGAAACAGAAAUGUAAAGAAAUUAUAAAGAAAAAAAUUCAGCAGCAGUCCGACAGGGCGUCAAAUUAGUGUUUUGGUGUAAACUCUCUUCUGUCAUCGUCUAAUUUCGCUUAAUACCUCUUAUUGAUUUGCGCCUUGUUUGAAUCGUCUGGUAAAGCAAAAGUUUUGGCACCCCUACAACAUGCAAAACUACUCCUCAUGUAAUUAGUUCAGUUUGUACACUUCUGUUCUCAUCAGGCUGGACCCAGGCUCUUAUUGCACUACUGUUCAUCACGUCCGUGUGUGUGUGUGUGUGUGUGUGUGUGCAGUGCUGAUUAUGUUUCUGCUUUAUUUUUGGUUUUCAUCCACACAAAAACAGUGCGAUCUGUCGGGGAGAAUAAAAGGCUCAAACUGCAAACCUGAAUGGCUGUGGCAUCGCUGUUCUUUCUCAGAGUGUGUGUGUGUGUGUGUGUGUGUGUGAGAGAGAGAGAGAGAGAAGGCAAGAAAUACUUUUAUUAAUGUUGAUUGUUGUCGCUGUUUUGCACCUCAGACAAAAUGACAGAUUGUAAUCAUUGUAUCACACACACACACACACACACAUGUACACACACACACACACACUCGUCUUUCUCCACUCUCAUGUAAAUUUCAGCUCUCUUUUCUAACUUUUGAGACGUGAAAGUCCCUUCACUCUUUAGGAGCAGUGAACUGAUGCCUGUCGCUAGGAGACGGUAUUCGAACCGAACCACACUCACACAGACCCCACGACCUUUUUUUGCGUAGGAGCUCUGCAUUUUAACAUCCGAGCCAAAAGAGACUUUAAAUAAAUAAAUAAAAAACUCCUUUUGAUAAAGAUUACUGAUGAGCCAACUGACAAAUGUAUGUGUUUUUUUUUGUUUUGUUUUUUACCUCUGAUAGCCCUGCCCCCUUUCCCCUUUCCCCUUCCCCCUCCCUCACGUCUCAUUUUAUUCUGUCGCGAUAAUUAGAGAAUAUUUUAAGAGUUUAUUAAUGUGAAAAUAUUUCUGCCAAAUAAACAGGCUGAAAACAAGAAAAAUAAAAAGAUUAAACAGGA